AACAGCUGUAAGGUUAUUUGUAAUAACACAGCAUAAAUAAACCUUGUUGGUUUGUUUGUUUUUUUUUUUUUGUUUUUAUAAAUAAAAUAUAUUUAUUUAUAAUAAAAUAAACUUAAUAUAUUAAAUUGUUGAAGAGAAAUAAAAUAUAUAUAUUAUUUUUUGUUAAAAGAAAAGAUUAAAUAUGUUGGAUUUAUUUACAAUAUUUAGCAAGGGUGGUAUUGCCCUAUGGUGUUUUCAAAGUACAUCACAACUUUUUACACCAAGUGUCAAUGCACUAAUACGUAGUGUUAUACUCCAGGAACGUACUGGUGUUAUGAGCUAUGAUCAUGAUUCUCUUCGUCUUCAAUAUAAACUUGAUAAUGAAUUUGAUCUUGUUUUUGUUGUGGCAUAUCAAAAAAUAUUAAAAUUAUCAUAUAUUGAUAAACUUUUGUCUGAUGUACAUUUAGAAUUUCGUGAUAAAUAUAAAAAUCAAUUGAAAAAUCAACAAUGGAUUUAUGAUUAUAACAAUUUUAAUGAUUCUUAUAAAAAUAUUUUAACAUCAGCUGAACAAUGGGGUUUACAACAGGCUAAAAUGCCAAAACAAAUGCGUACUUUUGAUGAAAGUGCAAAAUCAAAAAAAACUGUUGGCAGUAUGAUUGAGAGAAAAGAUGAUAAAGAUGAUAACAAAAAAGGAAAAAAGAAAAAGACUCCAGCUAUUAUGGAAGAUAACUCAAAAUUAAAGGCAAGUCCAAAAAGUGAAAAAGAUGCUGAUACCUUCGACAGUAAUGGUGAUGCUGAAAUGGAUUUAAUACAAUUAAAUAAAUUAAAAUUGGCUGAAAAAUUAAAAGCUGUACAAAAGAAAAAGACUAAAACCCCAAAAAGCCCAAGGACUGAAAAAACUGGUAAAGAGCCACGUGUAUGGGAACUUGGUGGAACCAAUAAAGAUCUUGCAAAUCUUGAAAGAACUAAAGAUAAACCAUCUGAUGCUGAUGAUCGUAUUCAAGCAAAUACUGCUUUAAUUGGUAAAAUGAUAGGUGAAAUACAUGAUUUAGAAGUUGAAAGUGAUUCUGAUGAUGAUGACAACGAUUAUAUGCAUAAUGAUACACCAGUAAUGAAAAAAGAAUCACAAAAAAAAAAAGUAUCUAAUGGUGGUAUGUUUUCAGUUUUAAAAGGUUUGGUUAGUAGUAAAUCAUUAAAAACUGAAGAUUUAGAACCAGCAUUAGAAAAAAUGAAAGAUUUAUUAAUUGCUAAAAAUGUUGCAUCAGAUAUAUCAAUAAGUUUAUGUGAUAGUGUACGUACAAAACUUGAAGGUAAAAUAUUAGGAACAUUUCAAAGUGUUGCAAGUACAGUUAAAUCAACACUUGAAGAUUCAUUGGUACAAAUAUUAUCACCAAAACGUAGAGUUGAUAUAUUACGUGAUGCAUAUGAAGCUAAAAAAAAUAAUAAACCAUAUGUUAUGUCAUUUUGUGGUGUUAAUGGUGUUGGUAAAUCAACAAAUUUAGCUAAAAUUUGUUUUUGGCUUAUUGAAAAUAAUUUUAGAGUAUUGAUUGCUGCUUGUGAUACAUUUCGUGCUGGUGCUGUUGAACAAUUACGUACACAUACACGUCAUUUAAAUGCUCUUCAUCCAGCUGAUAAACAUGGUAAUCAAACAAUGGUACAAUUAUUUGAAAAAGGUUAUGGUAAAGAUGCUGCUGGUAUUGCAAUGGAAGCAAUACGUUUUGCAAAAGAUUCAAGAAUUGAUAUUGUAUUGAUCGAUACUGCUGGUAGAAUGCAAGACAAUGAACCAUUGAUGCGUGCACUUGCUAAAUUAAUUAAAGUCAAUGAGCCUGAUCUUGUACUUUUUGUUGGCGAAGCAUUGGUUGGCAAUGAAGCUGUUGAUCAAUUAGUCAAGUUCAAUCGUGCACUUGAAGAUUACAGCAACUCAUCAAAUCCUCGAACAAUUGAUGGAAUUGUUUUAACAAAAUUCGAUACAAUUGACGAUAAGGUUGGCGCAGCAAUUUCUAUGACAUAUAUAACUGGUCAGCCAAUUGUUUUUGUUGGCACUGGUCAAACGUACACUGACCUCAAGACACUAAAUGCCAAGGCUGUUGUACAUGCCUUAAUGAAAUAAUAAUUAUUAAAAUAAAAUUAACAAAUACAUUUGUUAACAAUUUUUA
This is a messenger RNA of Aphidius gifuensis, 2135 nucleotides long. RefSeq names its product signal recognition particle receptor subunit alpha homolog (gene SrpRalpha). NCBI's taxonomy places the organism in Eukaryota, Metazoa, Arthropoda, Insecta, Hymenoptera, Braconidae. Gene Ontology annotation, biological process: SRP-dependent cotranslational protein targeting to membrane. The coding region runs from base 182 to 2089 and encodes 635 amino acids. Gene Ontology annotation, cellular component: endoplasmic reticulum membrane; signal recognition particle receptor complex. The transcript has 8 exons. Gene Ontology annotation, molecular function: ATP hydrolysis activity; signal recognition particle binding; GTPase activity. The record is from RefSeq and is a predicted model, not a curated record.